This is a messenger RNA of Cordyceps fumosorosea ARSEF 2679, 1170 nucleotides long. Its product is annotated as DUF500 and domain-containing protein. NCBI's taxonomy places the organism in Eukaryota, Fungi, Ascomycota, Sordariomycetes, Hypocreales, Cordycipitaceae. The record is from RefSeq and is a predicted model, not a curated record. Gene Ontology annotation, biological process: actin filament bundle assembly; actin cortical patch localization. Gene Ontology annotation, cellular component: actin cortical patch. The transcript has 2 exons. The coding region runs from base 1 to 1170 and encodes 389 amino acids. Gene Ontology annotation, molecular function: phosphatidylinositol binding; actin filament binding.
AUGGGCAUCAACAACCCCCUUCCGUCCUCCAUGCAAUCGGAGUGUAAAAAGUGCGGCAAGAUCCUCGCCUCCUUCAUUAACCCGCGGCAAGCUUUCGGUCCCGAAAAGGUCAUCCCGCCCUCUAUCCUCGCCAACGCCAAGGGCCUCGCUAUUAUCACCGUCCUCAAGGCCGGCUUCCUCGGCAGCGGGCGCUUUGGCAGCGGCCUUGUCGUUGCGCGUCUGCCUGACGGUUCCUGGAGCGCGCCCAGCGCCAUCGCUACCGCCGGCGCCGGCUUCGGCGGCCAGAUCGGCUUCGAGCUCACCGACUUUGUCUUCAUCCUCAACGACUCCAGCGCCGUCAAAACGUUUGCGCAAGCCGGCUCCCUCACCCUCGGCGGGAACGUCUCGCUGGCUGCGGGGCCGGUCGGUCGCAACGCCGAGGCCGCGGGCGCCGCCUCCCUCAAGAGCGUCGCGGGCAUCUUCAGCUACUCUAAGACGAAGGGCCUCUUUGCCGGCGUCUCGCUAGAAGGCUCCGCAAUCAUCGAGCGCCGUGACGCCAAUGAAAAGCUCUACGGCACGAGGUAUACCGCGCAGCAGCUGCUUACGGGUGCUGUGCCGCCGCCUCCGCAGGCCGGACCCCUCAUGAACGUCCUGAACUCGCGCGUCUUUAGCGGAAUGCGCGCCGGCACGAGCAUGAGUGACGAGUCCAUGUACAACGAUGUCCCGACGUACGGCGACAGCCGCGACGACUUUGAUCGCUUCAACAACGGCACCGGUGGUGGCAACGCGCCAAGACGAACGAGCACAUGGCAGGACGACGUCUACGACCGACCCGCCGGCUACAACGCGCCUGCAAGGGCCGGAACCUUUGCCUCAAACCAUGGCGCUGAUAGCAGCAACACCAACAGCAAUGGCUACUACGACAAUCCCCCCUCGGACCGCAAGCAGGCCCCCGGCCGCCCGUCGGCACCCAAGCCGACCUUCAACACGGCCGCGUCCCUCAACAAGAACGAGGCCAUCGCCCUAUACAACUUUGAUGCGGACCAGCCCGGCGACUUGGGCUUCAAAAAGGGCGACGUCAUUACGGUUCUGAAGAAGACAGACAGCGAUAACGACUGGUGGUAUGUCUACGGUGCCCCUCUCCCCGUCCUGUCAACUCUCACCACAGGGCCAACACAUACGCAGCCUUGA